Molecule: messenger RNA, 408 nt
Organism: Diaporthe citri
Lineage: Eukaryota; Fungi; Ascomycota; Sordariomycetes; Diaporthales; Diaporthaceae
Exons: 2
Coding region: 1-408 (135 amino acids)
Biological process (GO): translational initiation
Cellular component (GO): nucleus
Molecular function (GO): RNA binding; translation initiation factor activity
Source: RefSeq, a predicted model, not a curated record
AUGGGUCGUCCCAAGCGCAACAUCCUGGCAGCAGCCACCGAGUCCACCACCCCUCCCGAUGAGCUUACCGAGCACCAAUUUGUCGCGCGCGUCGGGAAGCCCGAGGGCAACAACACGUACACGUGCAUCCUGCCCAACACCAAGACCGCCCUCGUCGAGCUCGCGCAGCGGUUCCGCAACACGAUAUGGAUCAAGAGAGGGGGCUAUGUCGUGGUCGACCUGACGCCGAGCGAGGAGCGCAGCAAGACCAACAACAAAGUCGCGGGGGAGAUCAUCAACGUGGUCCGAGACGAGAAGGAGUGGCGCAAGAUGCCGUACUGGCCCAGAGAAUUCCCAAAGAACACUUACCCUGACGAGGAGGACGACUCGAGAGGUCUCCCACCAACAGACUCCGCAGACGAGGACUGA